This is a messenger RNA of Zalophus californianus (California sea lion), 2355 nucleotides long. RefSeq names its product Kell metallo-endopeptidase (Kell blood group) (gene KEL). The record is from RefSeq and is a predicted model, not a curated record. The transcript has 18 exons. Gene Ontology annotation, molecular function: metalloendopeptidase activity. Gene Ontology annotation, biological process: protein processing. Gene Ontology annotation, cellular component: plasma membrane. NCBI's taxonomy places the organism in Eukaryota, Metazoa, Chordata, Mammalia, Carnivora, Otariidae.
AUGCACCCCCUUCCUGAACCAGCUUCUCUCCCCUCCCUCCUCCUCAGUUCAGGAGGGUGGAGACCAGAGUGAGGAAGGACCCGGGCCGAGGGAAUGAGCCGGGCAGGUGGAAUGAGACCUCCGUGGAACCAGGAGAGAUCUCCAGAAGAAAGGCUGCCCACUGCCACUGAACCUGGCGGACAGUGGUCCGUGGUCAGGCGGGUGCUAACGGCUGGCCUGCUUUUCAGUGUGCUCCUUGGUUUCUCUGUGCUUUUGGUCUACAUCUUCCGGAGCUGUGGCCCUAGCCCCUGUAAGACUCCUGUGUGUUGGGAUCUCCUGGCUCGUUACCUGGCCUCUGGAAACACCAGUGUGGCCCCCUGCACCGAUUUCUUCAGUUUUGCCUGCGGACAGGCCAAAGGGACCGAUUAUUCCUUCCAGGCUCUUGCCGAGGAGAACAAAAGCCGGCUUCGGAGAAUACUGGAAGCCCCAGGUUCCUGGCACCUGGGCUCUGGGGAGGAGAAAGCCUUCCAGUUCUACAGCUCCUGCAUGGACACAGAUGCCAUCGAGGCUGCUGGGGCUGCCCCCCUCAGACAAGUCAUUGAGGAGCUUGGAGGCUGGCAAAUCUCCGGUAAUUGGACUUCCUUAGACUUUAACCGAACUCUGAGACUUCUGAUGAGUCAGUAUGGUUAUUUUCCAUUCUUCAGAGCCUAUCUGCGACCUCGUCCAACCCCUCCAUACACGCCAGUCAUCCAGAUAGACCAGCCAGAGUUUGAUGUUCCCCUCAAGCAAGAGCAGGAACAGAAGAUCUACGCUCAGAUUGUGCGGGAAUACGUGACUUAUCUGAACCAGCUGGGAACCUUGCUGGGAGGAGAACCAAACAAGGUGCAAGAACAUGCCUUCCUGUCCAUCUCCAUUACCUCGCAGCUGUUUCAGUUUCUGAGGCCCCUGGAGCAGCGGCGGGCACAGGGAAAGCUCUUCCAGAUGGUCACUAUUGACCAGCUGCAGGAAAUGGCCCCUGCCAUCGACUGGUUGUCCUGCUUGCAAGCGACAUUCACGCCAAUGCCCUUGAGCCCCUCCCAGCUCCUCUUGGUCCAUGACCUGGAAUAUUUGAAAAACAUGUCUCAACUGGUGGAAGAGCAGCUGUCGAAACACAGAGACUUUCUGCAGAGCCACAUGAUCUUGGGGCUGGUGAGGACCCUUUCUCCAGCCCUGGACAGUAAAUUCCAGGAGGCACGCAGAUCGUUGAUCCAGAAACUGGGGGAGCUGACCGAAAGACCACCCAUGCCUUCUCGCCCUCGAUGGAUGAAGUGUGUGGAGGAGACAGGAACCUUCUUCGAGCCUACCCUGGCAGCCUUGUUUGUCCGUGAGGCCUUCAGCCCGAGCACCCAAAGUGCUGCCAUGGAACUAUUCACUGCAAUCAAGAAUGCCCUCAUCAGCCGCCUCAGAAGGAUUCCCUGGAUGGAUGAGAAGACCCGGAAGGAGGCCCAGAACAGGGUCACCCAACUGCAGGUGAAGAUGGGGGCCCCAGAAUGGGCCCUGGAGCCAUCACUGGCCAGACAGGAAUACAACGAUAUACAGCUUGGACCCAGCUACCUACAGUCCUUCCUGAGCUGUGUCCGAUCCCUCCGAGCUAGAAUUGUCCAGAGCUUCUUGCAGUCUUUCCCCUACCACAGGUGGCAGGUGUCCCCCUGGGGGGUCAAUGCUUAUUAUUCAAUACCUGACCAUGUGGUGGUCUUCCCAGCUGGACUCCUCCAACCACCAUUCUUCCACCCUGGCUACCCCAGAGCCGUGAACUUUGGCGCUGCUGGCAGCAUUAUGGCCCAUGAGCUGUUGCACAUCUUCUACCAGCUCUUGCUCCCUGGGGGCUGCCCAGCCUGUGACACCCGUGCCCUACAGGGGGCGCUGCUGUGCCUGACACAGCACUAUGAGACCAUUCCGUUACCCAGUGGAACCUCCUUCAAUGGCUCUCGGACAUUCCUGGAGAAUGCUGCAGACAUUGGGGGGCUGGCCAUUGCACUACAGGCAUACAGCAAGAGGCUGUUAUGGAACCAUGGGGAGACCAUCCUGCCGAACCUGGGCCUCAGUCCUCAGCAACUCUUCUUCCGAAGCUAUGCCCAGGUGAUGUGUAGGGAGCCUGGCACCCAGGAGCCCCAGGAUCCUCACAGCCCGCCCACCCUUCGAGUCCACGGGCCCCUCAGCAACACCCCAGCCUUUGCCAGACAUUUCCACUGUCCACAGGGUGCCCUCUUGAAUCCCUCCAGCCGCUGCCAACUCUGGUAACCUGGCUUCCACAGAGACUUCAAUUCAGAUGUCACAACAUCUCCCUGCUCCAACCAUGGGAUCAGGCGAUAAUCUCCUUUCUCCUUCCCUUCCAAA